This is a messenger RNA of Monodelphis domestica (gray short-tailed opossum), 3559 nucleotides long. RefSeq names its product apolipoprotein L domain containing 1 (gene APOLD1). The record is from RefSeq and is a predicted model, not a curated record. Gene Ontology annotation, cellular component: extracellular region; membrane. Gene Ontology annotation, molecular function: lipid binding. Gene Ontology annotation, biological process: regulation of endothelial cell differentiation; lipid transport; angiogenesis. Lineage: Eukaryota; Metazoa; Chordata; Mammalia; Didelphimorphia; Didelphidae.
CUGAGCUGCACAGCUAGCAGGUCAUUUUCCCGUAUGUCACAUCCUUCGGGACCAAGGCAGCAUGGGGCCAGGGGCAGGAAAUGGCAUAUUCCUGAAAUGAGGCAACGUUUUCCCAGGGUAGCUAUUGGUCCUUUCUAACUAUAAAAUAUACUCGUCCAGAAACAGCUCAAGAUUUUUCCUUUUUGGAGACACCCAGAAGUGAAGCAAGGGUAAGUUGGAAGUUUGAUGGGAAAUUAUUCAAGAAAAAUAGCCUUCGGAGCUCUGUUAACAUUGAGAUUAUGUCACUGAGCAUUGUAGUCAUGGAAAGGCUCCUUGUCCCCUCCCCGCAAACUGCGGAUUCUCUUCGGCGUUUCCAGGUGUUGUUGCUGGAUAGAAAGGGCAGACUGCACGGCCAGAUCCGGAGCCUUCGGGACAUCGUCCGGAAGAUUGAAAAACUGCGCAAGCGGUCUCUGCUGGCUAACAUCGCGGGUAGUUCCCUGAGUGCAGCGGGAGCCAUCACCGCCAUUGUGGGGCUGUCCUUGAGUCCCAUCACUCUAGGGACCUCUCUUCUGGCCUCGGCAGUGGGGCUGGGUGUGGCCACUGCAGGAGGGGCACUUACCAUCAGUUCCGACUUGUCCCUGGUAUUUUGCAACUCCCGAGAGCUGAGAAGAGUGCAGGACAUAGCUGCAAUUUGCCAAGACCAGAUGAGGGAAAUACUAGGGUGCUUGGAUUUCUUUUGCCGGGGGCAGGGCUGUCUGGACUGCCAACUUCUCCAGUCCGGGAAGAAGGCUUCCAUUGCGCUAUACAAUUCAGUCUAUUUUAUUGUGUUCUUCGGGUCACGUGGCUUUCUCAUCCCCAGGCACGCAGAGGGGGCCACGAAGGUUAGCCAGGCCGUCCUGAAAGCCAAGAUUCAGAAACUGGCGGAGAGCCUGGAGUCCUGUACCACUGCCCUGGAUGAACUCAGUCAGCAGCUGGAAUCUAGAGUUCAGAUCUAUGCAAAAACCAAACAUGGAAACCCCUGUUUGGACUCCAAGGAUUAUCUGGACAAAUAUGGAGGGAUGAUUUUUUGAGAGUAAAGAUAUUCCCCCAGAGACUAAGACUUGGAGCUGGAUUAGGAUGGACAGUGGUACACACACACACACACACACAAAUGGAAAAAAGCCAAGCCAACAAACCCAGCUUCUUCCUGUAAAAGGCAUGCAUGCUUUGGGUGUGCAUUGGAUUUCUGAGAUCUUUAUGAGUAUGUGACUUGAAAUGGGUGGGUCCUCAGAGGCCUUCUGUUCUCCCCACUGUGAUAUCCUGUGACUUAGUGCUGGGGACUUUUCCCAUGUAGCAACAGUAGCAUAUGUGAAUGGUAAUGCUAAUGUGUUCUGUGCCAGCAGAAUGUUUUCCUGUCACCAUCAAAAGUUUUCCAGUCACCAAUGCCAGGGAAAUAGUUAAAUAGUUAAAUUAAAUAAACUAGUUAAAUAGUCUUCUCUAAGUAUCCAGUGGUUGAAUGGGUACCUUGUAGAAUUACCAGAUUUUCAAGAUGGCCCCAGUUCUACUUUGAGCAGUUUGAGACCAAAGAGAGUUCAAGAGAUUUUUUUAGACUACAAGGGAUUCAAUUUGAGCCCAAGGUGAUUAGAAGGCCCCAAAGAUGGCUUAGGGAGUAAGGCAGAUGCUUCUGAUUUCAAGGAGAUCUAGAGAAUCCAGAACAAAAGCCCAGUUACAGAGACCAAAAAGGUGUUUUUCUGUCUCCUCUCUAUGAUCAUUCUCCCCAAUCCCCAAACAUCAGAAGUGUCUGGUUCAGAAUUCAAGGAAGGUACCUGAAACUAACCUGAUCCUCUAUGUUCCCCAACUUCCUCUGUUUAAGGAUUCAUCUUGGGUUUAGAGAGGACCACUUGGGGUGGCUGCAUAGUAAAAUGACCUGUCCUGAUCUAAUGAUUUCAUGGAUUUCCAAAGCUAAUACUUAGUGUGAGGUCCAAGGUAUCCUCCCUUCCUGCUAUUUGUUUAUGCCAGGUGGCAAGCUCAAAGGCAGUUAGCAUCCCUUGAGAUAAUAGAGAAAGAUCAGAUACCUGGGAAAGGAUGAAGGGAAGGGAUGAUUCCUCAAAAAUUCCUUAUUUUAUUAACUAAAGAAUGUGACACAUUCUAGCCUUUAGAGGUCAGUGUUGUCUAUACAUUAUAGAAACUGGUACAUCAAAGAAUGUAACUGUUGAGAAACUAACCUUUUUACCUUUUUUUUCAACACCCAUAAGGUAUUUUAUUUAUUUAUUUAAAAUUUAUUAUUUUAUUGCCUUGUAUUCUAUAAAUUGAAUUUUAUAUUAUUUGCAUAUUUUAAUAAUCACAGAAAAAUAGAUUUGGGAAAUGUUGGCCAUUAUCAUCAACUUCAUUUCCAAGGGCUAAAGUAUGGUCGAAUGGUUUCUGCAAAGUAGAUAGGAGAUAAGCAAGUGGUUGCUGGAGGUGGCAUCACUCCCUUUAAGGAGUUCCUUUUUGAUCUGUGAGGAAGAAUUCCUUUUUCAAAGUUUCUGUUAAGUAGGUAAAGUAAAUUAAAGAAAGAUCAAACAGUCUUCAGGAGUAAGGUAAUAUAUUUCUUAUUAUGUAAAUGAUUAAAAUAUAUGUUUACCUUUAAGGUACAUAUACUAACAGAUAAGACUUGACCUAGAAAGAGAAUGUGUUCAGUGUAGAAAAGAAUAACUUAAGUGAGGAGUUGUAUGAAACAAGUAUCUAUACUCAGAGAGUCUCGUGUCCUAUGAAGUUGUGUCUUAUGAUUGAUGGACAGUGGUUGGUGAGGUUGUAGUAAUGUGUCUGGUUUCAUUUGUUAUAGGUACAGGAGAUAGAGUUUUUUUUCCCUUGGUAGUUAGUUAGCCUUAAGAAAACGCUUAAAGUCUCUUGAAUUGACCUUUUUAUUAUUGUAACCAAGGACCAAAAAUAGAUUCCAAAAUAUUAGGAUCUACAAAGAAAUUGCCUGCCAAUGAUGGCAGAGAGCCUGAGGAAGUGCAAUUUCAGAACUUUGGGGUAUAUUUCUACUGAAUAAUGCUAAAUAUUGAAUUAAAUUCUAUCAAUAACUAAAUUGUAUGUUGGGCACCAUUGGAAACCGUAUUAUCAGUCUUUCCUUUCUACUAAUUUAUAUUCAGUGCAUUGAAAUUGUAACUUUGAAUUGCAACUUGUAGGAUCAAUUUAUAACCAAGUGAUAGUAUCUGUUCUGCAAAAAUGCUAUGAACACAGUAGGGAUUCACUAAAUGUUAUCAAAUGAGUAAAUAGUUUAAUAACUUAGGCAAUAAGAAUAUCUGGCUUAUGUGCCAAUGGUGACUUGAUAGGGAAAGAAGAUCAUCAACUUUGCCUAGGUAAUUAUUAUUUUGAAACUUGGAAGCUCUUUAGGGCAUUAGGCAAUUCAUCCUUAGUCAAAUAUAGCUAAAUAUUAAUUCUAGGGAGCAAUAAUAGUUCAUAGGAAAAUGCAGAUUUUUUUUGUAAGUCUUAAUUCUGUCAGAAACAAGGUGUAAAAUGAAAUGUUAUGGAAGGGAAAAGGGAAAGAAAUCCUUAAAUAAAAGGUGUACAUCAAGAAAAAAAUGUAUCUUUUAAAAAUAAACUUGUUAAAAACAGA